AUGCUUGACGAAAACCUCCCCACCUUCUUCUUCAAAGCGUCGACCGAUACCCCUCUCUCCACUCCCAUCUUCCUCCGUCAGGAUGGCUCCGACCUUCAACCCGAAUACCUCUUCCGCAGACCCGAUACCAAUCUGCCAGCCUCGAAAAAUUGUUACGCCGUCGCUCUCUACGAUUCCUGCAAUCCCGACGUCCUCUAUGCUGAAGUAUUAGUCCAGCCAGAAUGGACGCAACCCACUCUCUCCCAGGCCGAAGUUCGAGCCCAGAAUGGCAUUCCUCCCCCGCCCGUCCCAAUCGUGCCGAAUAGUUUCACAAUCCAAUUAUACAAUCCAGAUCAGCAAGUGUUGGUGAAGCAAAUCUCGGGUUCGUGGAAUAGUUCGGCGUAUUGGGAAUUUGAGAUGCCUCAAAUUAGUUUCCGGGCCCCGUCGGCGUCAGCGCUCGAUCGCAGUCAGAGUGAUCCUGCAUUCUCGGAUUUCACACCGAAAGUGGCGUUUAAGUGGAAGAAAGAUGGGAAGUUCUCGAAAGAUUUGUCCUGCUUCCUAUCCGGAAAGACGGCAGAAGGGAAAAGAAACAAGGAGCCGGAUAUUCCAGUGGCUAUGUUUAAAGGGGGUAAAGAUCUUACCAUUUACCAACCCAACAUGCAUCGAGUUGAUGUUGAAGAUUUCAAAGGUCUGGAAGUCGUACUUUUAUUAUCGGCUGCAGUGAUUAAGGAUAUAUUCUUCAAUGCCAGUCGCGAAAUGUUUAAUAUCAGUUCACCCAAUGAAACUCCGGGGGCGUUGCGCAAACGCAACAAUAGCGGUCCCGUCAUUCGAGAAAAUGGUAGGCCUUCUAUAUCUCCCGUGAUGUCUGGGGGAAUCAUGCCCGGUCUUCCGCCCCGUCGUACUUCGCAUCCGCUUCCGACGGGUCCCUCUCCGCCACCGACAGUAAAUGCACGCACGCAGUGGGAAAUUGACGCCGAAACCGCGCGUUUAAAAGCGUUGGUGGAAGCUGAGGAGCGGGAACGUCAGCACAUGGAAUUAUUAGAAGAGAAGCGGAUCAAGAAGAUGUUGGAGCAGGAAGAAAAGGAACAGCGGAGAAGAGACGCCGAGAUUGCAAAGGAGACGGAGCGGUUAAGGAAACAGUAUGGUGUUAUGCCUGUGAAUGAGAAUAUGAAUGCGAAUCCAGGACAGAGAGUUCAGUUUGCGCCGCAGCAGAUGCCGCAGAGACCGACGAUUACAACGCCGUAUAGUGCGCCUUAUAGUGCGCCCAUGCCGGCGAGACCCAUGAGUACCGGGCCCGGUCCGGCGGGUUAUGCGAUGGGGACGGGGAGCGGAUUUGCUGGGGCGGGUGGUCCUUCUUCGUCGUCGCAGGCGAGACCGCAAGCGCAGAUCAAUAGUCCUUAUUUGCAAGCGCCGGGGAGUGGGACGGCUAGCUCGAGCGGAUUUUUUGGUGGGAAGAAGAUGACGAAGAUGCAGAAGAAGAGGAGUGUUUUCUUCUAA
Molecule: messenger RNA, 1476 nt
Organism: Botrytis fragariae
Lineage: Eukaryota; Fungi; Ascomycota; Leotiomycetes; Helotiales; Sclerotiniaceae
Exons: 1
Coding region: 1-1476 (491 amino acids)
Source: RefSeq, a predicted model, not a curated record